AUGGCGGACACUUUUGGGCGACCUGUGACGCCGCCUCCGCGGACUAUACAGUCGAAUCUACAGUCAACACCAGAGAAUGUUAGGCAGAUUGAGAUCAACCGGUUGAAAGCCAAGGCCGCACAACGUCAAAGGGAAUCCGAAGCAGCCGCUUCGUCCGUACCCAAUGCAAACCGCAAACGGCCCCUGGGUAUCACUACUUCACCCACAGCUCCUACACCCUCAUCAUCAAGGCCCCUUAAACCGGACUCUCGCUUCGGAAAGUACUUCGAAUAUGACCUCUCCAAGAUGGUUAACUCGAAGGGUGGUUUUUUGGUUGAGGACGGUGAGGAGGUUGACCAGGAUACAAGAAGAAAGGAGAUGGAGAGGGAGAAACAAAGAGCCGUCCAAAACCUGGAACCUCGUACGCUGCCCUGCACAGCCAUAUUUCUUGACCCUUCCUUAAACCCCAAAUGUCAGGAAUGUCACACUAUUGACAUAGAUCAGGCUCUAAAAAAGGUCUUUGGUUGCUUGGUUUGCAAGAAAUGUCAGAAUGAAAGGCCGGAGAGAUACAGUCUAUUAACGAAGACGGAGUGUAAACAGGACUACCUUCUCACAGAUCCCGAGCUCCGUGAUCAUGAGCUAUUACCCCAUCUCCUGAAAGCUAAUCCUCACAAAUCCACCUACGCAAACAUGAUGCUCUUUCUCCGAUAUCAAGUGGAGGAGUUUGCGUGGAAGAAAUGGGGCUCUCCAGAGGCUCUGGAUGCUGAAUACGAGCGAAGGACAGCCGAGAAGAAAAAGCAGAAAAAUAAGAAAUUCGAGCAAAGCCUGAAGGAGCUGCGGAAGCGGACAAAGGAAAGUGUUUGGCAACGACGGAAGGAUGAAGAACAUCGACAUGUUUUUGGCCAGCUGGAGCGAGGUCCAGACGGAACAGGCCAGCAGGUCUGCCACGAGUGCGGGUUUACGAUAGACGUCGAAGAGCUAUAA
Messenger RNA from Laccaria bicolor S238N-H82, 963 nucleotides. RefSeq lists its product as uncharacterized. Gene Ontology annotation, molecular function: damaged DNA binding. Lineage: Eukaryota; Fungi; Basidiomycota; Agaricomycetes; Agaricales; Hydnangiaceae. The coding region runs from base 1 to 963 and encodes 320 amino acids. The transcript has 5 exons. Gene Ontology annotation, biological process: UV-damage excision repair; nucleotide-excision repair, DNA damage recognition; nucleotide-excision repair involved in interstrand cross-link repair. The record is from RefSeq and is a predicted model, not a curated record. Gene Ontology annotation, cellular component: nucleotide-excision repair factor 1 complex.